This is a messenger RNA of Suricata suricatta (meerkat), 1557 nucleotides long. RefSeq names its product family with sequence similarity 227 member B (gene FAM227B). The transcript has 11 exons. NCBI's taxonomy places the organism in Eukaryota, Metazoa, Chordata, Mammalia, Carnivora, Herpestidae. Bases 151 to 1146 code for a protein of 331 amino acids. The record is from RefSeq and is a predicted model, not a curated record.
GUCGCGUUCCUCGGAGAGACGGAUCCGAGAGCAGCGAGGCCGGGGCGGUGAGGCCGAGCCUCACACCCCGCCAGCCUUGGGCUGUUUCCUGUUGAUGCUGGCGGAGGCCACUUAAGUGACACGCGGUUCUGGAAGUAUACUCUCAAGAAAAUGCAUAAACCUCCACGGAACAUUGAAGAAUUCUUAAAGUUUCAAAAUUGGGAUUAUUGGCCAAGGGAAACCGAGUUUGGAAACCGUGAGAAAUGGCUACAUACUGUGAAGAAAAUAAAAGAAGAUAGUUCAUUUGCGUCGAUUUAUACACAUCUGUGGGAAACUGUCCCUCGAAUACAUGAAGCAGUCAUGACCAUGGAGUCAAGAUUAGGGGAAUGUUCAAUUCUUUUGAAAGACCAUGCCUCUAAAAUAUUUGAGUGGAACAGCAUAAUUUCUGAGACAAGUUCUAAAAGAAAAUUGGAAAAAUACAAUGCAAUUUUAAGGAAGUACCAUAAGAGAAAGAAGAUAAUGCUUUCACAUAAAAUGGAGACGAAGAAAACUGUUGAGGGUUGCAUCUUCUCAGGAUUCAAAGCAAACGAGCUUACUCAACUACCCAGACAUUUGGAUGCUGAACGAAUUUAUCUUUUUAUUUUAAAAGCCCAUAACUUUGAUGAAAAAGUUUUUAAAAUCUGGAAGACACAUUUUCUCUCCGAAGCUUCUAUUGCACUUUUACAUGAUUCCUUUUGGUGGUGGUUCCUGCAUAAAUUUAAGCCUGACAGAGAAAAUCAAGAUUCUCUGUUUGAUAGAAUUUCAGAAAGUUAUGUGGCACUUUUCAUGAGCAUCCCUACAACACGAAAGGAUACAUUCCUUCAGGUGUAUCCUGAUUGUUUGGCACAAGCUAUCUAUGCCACAUUCCAGGAAGCAUUUCCAGAAUCCAGUAAUCUUUUUGAUGAUGAAUUUAAAGAAGAUCUAGGGAAUAAUAUUUUUCUUUGGCUGUCAGGUUUAAAGCCUCAAAAGCGCUUUUGGACCCACUGGAGACUGAAAGAGCUCUCCACAACAAGCGUACAUGGUGCUACGAGAGUACCUUCAGGGUCUUUAAAGGACAAAAUUGAAAGAAGUCAGGAACGUAUAAUGGCUAGAUUUCCUCUUGUCAGUUGUGAAUUGGCUGCUUUUUAACUAUGGUGAAGCCUGGCUGACUCCUUCUUCAAGACAACCUGGUAACAGUUGUAGGGUUUUACAUCAAGGAUCCCGCUGAGAGGUUCCCUUCCCAGGAGAACUCACCAUAUCAAGAAAGUAUAUUUCUAUAUACGGCCUUAUAGAAGCAAAGACUAUGUAAUAUAUAUAUAUAAUGUCUUUAAGAACAUUGGUAUUGUGACAUUCUAAUUUACGAUAUAGAGUUUCUCUCUUUCCCUCAUUUUCACUGUAGAAUUAGAGUAGAGGAGAAAUGGUGUGCCAAAUUGGCCUUAUGGUUACUCGAGAUUAAUGCUAAAUUGUGUUUCAAAUAUGAAUAACUCUGGCAUUGUGUACGCCUACAAAUGCCUGGGUUUCGUGGUUUUAAGAAGGUUUAACACAAAAUAAAACACAUAU